AGAAUUACGCUCCACCUCAGCAAAAACGGGUGUAUGAGUUUCCUGAGUGGAAGAAGUAGUCAGUGUGCGCCGAACCGUGCUGCGGGUAAGACGUUGUGUCGUCGAGUGAAAAGAGUUUCCAAGAUGGCUACUUGUGGGUAUGAUGAAGCUAAAAACAGUGCGGACAUAGCGCAGCUACUUUGGAGUGUAGAUCCAUCACAGACGGUGUCCUCAUAUGAUAAUUUAAUAUCAUCUCUGGGAUUACACCAGCAACAAAACCACCACCACCACCAUCAGCCGAGUGUGCAUGUGCAUAAAGAGGAAGAGAAGGAAACCGAACCGAUUACGGUGAAGCGUGGGCGCCCCCGAACAAACCCCCAAGUAAAGAAGCAAAAGAAACAAACUGCUCCCCGUGUGAAGAAGCCCCGAGUGUGUAAAGAUGGAGUUGUUUCAAAGUGUCCGGAUGUUACCAAAAGUGAAAAAAAACGAGUAGCGAAGUUAUUUCAUAGCAUGGCAGAUAUAUGUGCAAAAAUGGGAGAAAUUUGUAAAGAGAUGAUAAAUUGAAAAGAAAAAUAA
Frankliniella occidentalis (western flower thrips) is the source of this 555-nucleotide messenger RNA. RefSeq lists its product as uncharacterized. The transcript has 3 exons. The coding region runs from base 34 to 543 and encodes 169 amino acids. The record is from RefSeq and is a predicted model, not a curated record. Lineage: Eukaryota; Metazoa; Arthropoda; Insecta; Thysanoptera; Thripidae.